UCUAUCUAUCUAUCUAUUGUGGGAGAAAAAGAGAGAGCGAGAGAGAGAACAUGACCAUUUGUUUCUGGUGUGAAAUGUGUCAUCCAGGAAUCUGGUAAAAGGAGCCUCAGAGCUUUUGUAGGGAUUCCUUGCAAUCUAGAAUUGACCCUUUUAUACGUAUUCCCUUCGUUUCAUUAAAUCUCAUAUGAAUGUCUUUCAACACACACAAAUACAGUGAUAUACAUAUGCACACACAUAUAUAGCUACUAUAUACAUAAAAAACACAUAUAAACCAAUAUAUAUAUAUAUAUAUAUAUAUAUAUAUAUAUAUGCAUGUAUGUAUGUGUGUAUAUAUGUGUAAAGCCUCUCAUAAUAUUUAUGAAUGUAUUUGUAUACACACAUGCGUAUAUUUACGUGUGUAAAUAUAUAUACAUCCACAUUCAACACUCACACACAAAAAGCAUAUGUUUAACGCAUUAAUAUUUAUCUCAUUGUAAAAGUGAGAACUAAACAAGGUGUAUAUAUAUAUAUAUGAAACAUACUUGAGUGAAUGUGUAUGGGUAAGUGUGUAUAUUCAAUUAUAUGGAUAUAUAAUAUAAAUUACAUAUGUAUGUACGUAUGUAUAUAUGUAUAAAUAUAUAUGUAUAUACAGAGAAAGAAAGAGACCUUAUGAUGAAAACCUUGUCUAAGGUUUCGAUUCACGUCGAGAAAUCUUGAUACAUUUCUCUUAUAGAAAUUUAAUAAAUUAUCUAUUUUUGAUAAUUGAUAUUAACUGGUGAUAUUUUACAAUUAUUUGUGUAUUCAAUGUAUUAACGGAUUAUCUUACCGAGUGGAAACAUUAAAAAGGAUAAAAAUUAUCGUGGAAAAUAUUUUUUUAAAAAAUCAGAAAAGUGGCGUUAAAUUGUGUGAAAAAAUUGCGUCAUUUUAAGAAGAAAUUAUCAAUGAGAAAGAUGGAGAGAUUGACAGAAUUUGUAAGUAAAUCGUUCGAUGCUGGGUCGGAUCAACAAAAGAAUGAUUUCAAUGAGAAAAUGCAACUAAUAUCGGAAUUAAACAGUCCUAAUAUUGAAAGCUCAUCCCAGUUCGAUAACCAUCAGUCAGCAGUGUCGAAGGCAGUCGGGGUAGCGGCGGCGGCGGCGGCGGCAAUCCUGCCGUCCCCCUAUCGCCAGUCGCUGGUCGAAGUGACUAGUAGCACUUCUUCAACAGGUUCCAGUGGACAUUUACCGAGGGAAAGUAAUCAGGAUAUGACCACCAUAGACGUUGUGGAUGAGGCUGAGUUAACAUCGAGUAAGAGCGUGAAUUCCAUAUCGAGUGCCAGCGAUCUUAACUGCAGACAAUCGUUCUCAGACUGUACAAAAGACAACAGAUCAGACGUCGAAGAUGACGACCAACCGAAAUUAAAACAAAGAAGAAGCCGUACCAAUUUCACACUGGAACAGUUGAAUGAGUUGGAACGGUUGUUCGACGAGACACAUUACCCAGAUGCCUUUAUGAGAGAAGAACUCAGCCAGAGACUAGGACUGUCGGAAGCCAGAGUUCAGGUCUGGUUCCAGAACCGCCGAGCUAAGUGUCGAAAACAAGAGAGUCAAAUGCAAAAAGCUGGAUUACUCUUGCAAUCUCCAGGAACUCCACUAGACACCUGUCGGGUAGCACCAUUCUUCAAUAUGCCUCCAAUUCGAGAACCAAUGGAAAGGUUUGCCAUGCCACCUUUCCCCCCUUACUACCCCUACCAUGCUGCUGCGGCUGCCGCGGCUGCUUCUCAACACCCACUUCAUCCCAUCUUCUUCUACCCGCACCAUUACACUGCACUCAACUACGCCAUGAUACCAGACAGCAGCUUUAAAACAAACAAAAGUUCCAGUAUUGCCGAUCUCAGGUUGAAAGCCAAGAAACACUUAGCAACGUUAGGACUAUGAACUGACAAUAACUGUACUUUCUCAUUUCGUUUUUGUCUUCUCCCUUCGCCACCACCACCACCACCACUACCACCACCACCACCACCACCACCACCACUACCACCACCAAAUUGUUUUCGUUUCAUUUUAUAUAAACACUGUUUGUUUGUUUGUUGUUUUUUUUUUCACCCUAAACCUGUCUUCUGUAACACCCAGUUAUCAUCAUGGCGGCCAGUUUCCACUCAAUAAAGGCAGACGACUCAUUCCGGCUCACCUGGAGGAGUUUUUGCUGAGAAUCGUAACUUGAACAAUGCAAAGGACCUCACUUCUCUCACUCAGACAGCAGCGACAACAACUUUUAUUGCACACACCACCACCAACAACAACAACACCAACAGUAAUGAAUUAAUAUAUUAGUGCGUGUGUGUGUAUAUAUAUAUAUAUAUAUAUAUAUAUAUAUAUACAUAUAUAAUUACGUGCACAUUUGUGUCUGUGAGAGUUAGGAGCCACAGUAUAAAAAAGGAUGAGAGAAAAAGAGAGAAAGAAAGACAUCUAUAUAUUUACAUAUAUACGUGUGCGUAUGUGCGUACAAGGCGUAUGUGUGUGCGUAUGUUUACUCUGUAUAUGUGUGUAUUUUGUGUGUGUAACGGAGGAUAUGCAUGAGACAGGUGUGUUAGAUGUUGACAAAAGCAAAACAAUGCAUUGAUCUUCCUCAAGAGUUGGUUUCUGCAUCUCACUUCAACUGGAAGAGUAAAACGGUGAAAGGUCGAUGUCAGAACGAUAACUGUGUAAAUAAAAAAAGAAAAAAAAAAAAAGAAAUGGACGUUUGUGUUUCCCUGUUUUUGUUCAUCACAGAACUUCACCGAUGUUCUGACACCAAUGUAUACAUACGUACGUACAUA
Molecule: messenger RNA, 2773 nt
Organism: Octopus bimaculoides (California two-spot octopus)
Lineage: Eukaryota; Metazoa; Mollusca; Cephalopoda; Octopoda; Octopodidae
Product: short stature homeobox protein 2
Biological process (GO): regulation of transcription by RNA polymerase II
Cellular component (GO): nucleus
Molecular function (GO): sequence-specific double-stranded DNA binding; DNA-binding transcription factor activity, RNA polymerase II-specific
Source: RefSeq, a predicted model, not a curated record